Coccinella septempunctata (seven-spotted ladybird) is the source of this 3116-nucleotide messenger RNA. RefSeq lists its product as uncharacterized. Gene Ontology annotation, molecular function: transmembrane transporter activity. NCBI's taxonomy places the organism in Eukaryota, Metazoa, Arthropoda, Insecta, Coleoptera, Coccinellidae. The record is from RefSeq and is a predicted model, not a curated record. The coding region runs from base 45 to 3023 and encodes 992 amino acids. Gene Ontology annotation, biological process: monoatomic anion transport; transmembrane transport. Gene Ontology annotation, cellular component: plasma membrane. The transcript is spliced from 20 exons.
GGUAUGAAUUAUUGACUUGAAGCUAUCGAACGCCACCAAGAAACAUGAGGUACUUUGAGGUUGCUUCGAGACUCAUAGAGCAAAAACCAAAUAAGGCCAUACCAGGAUAUGGGUUAGGUCAACGGCAUGUUCAAAUUCUGCUGCAAUUUUCUAUGGCUGCCAUAUUCGUUGGUAUGAAUAUGGCUUUACCAAUUGCCAUAAUACCUAUCACGCAUCCUCAGUAUGCAGCGGAUGUUGGAAUUACGUCUUUUCCUAACUGGACGGACCAAAGUUUGAUCCUGGUGUCUACCCAAGCUGGAUAUGCUGUUACUCAAUUGUUCGGGAGUUGUAUAUCCGAAUAUUACGGUUAUCAUUUCGUGAUGCCUUUUUCGAUGUUUCUUUGCUCCAUUUUCUGCUUCAUUCUGCCUGUACUCACUCAAUUUUUCGGAUCACAAGGCUUGAUAUUGUGCUUGAUGCUGCAAGGUGCGAGCCAAGGGUUUUCCUUGCCGGUCAUACCCGAUUAUUUGUCCAGAUGGGUGCCCACGUCCGAAAGAAGUUCUAUAGGAUCUUUUAUGUUUGCUGCCAAUGUACUGGCUGCUGCUCUUUCUACCAAGAUAACAGCCUGGAUUUCGACCACAUUUUUGGGCUGGACUUUCGCGUAUUAUUUUUUCGGAAUCAUGGGUUUCUUGUGGUCCUACGUCAUGAUCAAUUUCGGAAGAAAUGCGCCAGAAACCAGCAAUAAUAUUUCAACAGAGGAGAGAGAUUUCAUCAUGUCAGAUCAAAAGGUUAAAAAGAAGAUGCACUCAACUAUAGGAGAAGAGGUUCCUUGGAAGAAACUUUUCGAUUCUCCUGGGCUUUUAGCCAUAUUUGCAGCACAUGCUGGUACCUUCUGGGCACUUUGGGUAAUGACUGCAGAAAUCCCCAGUUAUCUGUUUGGUGUUCUGAGUUUCAAAAUUGAGGAGGAUGGAGAUAUUGUAGGUGAUGCCUAUUUCACGUCCUGGCUCUUCAGCUUCAUCAUUAGUGGUGUUACAUGCUACCUUAUAGGUAGCAAAAUAUUAUCGUUGAAUUUCACACGCAAAGUUGCCCAAAGCAUCGCGUCAUAUUUGGCAGCAGUUUGUCUCAUCAUACUAGGCUUCUUAUCAGAUCCUCGUUGGGUCAUAUUUUUCAUCAACGCCAUUUUCUCCGCAUUAACCGCCAGUUUUUGGGGCUUCAUGUUGAACUACAAUGAUAUUUUGCAUGACAGGAGCAUGAUAACCCACAUUGGUGGUUUCAUAGGUACUAUUACAACUUUGAUUCCUGCUCUUCUGAAACAACUCAUCGUCACGGAUCAGACAGAUAGGUUUCAAUGGUCCAUUAUGUUUUGGUUGACUGCAGCUGUAUUGGUUUUGUCUAAUACAGCUUUCUUCUUCUACUCCUCUCGUGAAAUUCAAGAAUGGGAUUCAAAUGAAGAAAUUUGCAAUCAAGUUGAGACUAAAAAAGAUAUUGGAGAAACAGAAUAUCUAAUGGAAAAUCCUGUAACCAACAAAAAAACCUACGGAAAAGCUGACUUGAAAGAAGCAUUAAAUGAAACUGAACAGCAACAAGAGGCACCAAAAGCUGUACAACACGAAGACGUUCGAUCAGAGAGCGAAUCAGAAGAGGAAUUUUAUGUUGUUAAAAUGAGGAAACCAUCUAAAAUUAUAGUUUAUGGAAUCGGCGUUCGCCAUGGACAGAUAGCACUGAUUUUUUUUAUGGUGGUCAUCAUGUACAUCCUCAAUAUGGCAGCACCAAUAGCCAUAGUAGCUAUGACUGAUCCUGGAACAAGUCCAAAUCCAAAAGUACCUGCUUUCACUGACUGGGCAGACCAAAGUUUAGUAUUAAGCUCCUACUACUGGGGAUUUGCACCCACCCAAUUGAUCGGUGGACCUCUGACAAGAAAAUAUGGCUUUAAAUGGUUCAUGGUAGUAUCGAUGAUUGUGUGUUCCCUGUUCUCGAUAUGGCUGCCUGCCUUAGUCGUGAAAUUUGGCUCGCUUGCUAUGAUCUUCUGUUUGUUCACGAUAGGCCUUUUUCAAGGUGUGGUAUUGCCAAUGUUAUCUGAUUUUGUCAGCAAAUGGGCGCCAGUUCCUGAGAGGACGCCAAUUGGGACGUUUAUUUUCGCAAGUAAAACUCUUGGAACAGUAUUCGCCACAGAAUUAACAGGAUACCUUUCCAGUUCUUGGUGGGGAUGGCCAUCAGCAUUUUAUCUUUAUGGAGUAAUGGGUUUAAUAUGGAGUAUAUUCAUGAUAGUUCUUGGAUGCAACACUCCUGAUGAACACCGAAGCAUUUCACAGGCAGAAUUGGAAUAUAUAAAGAGAGGACAGACCUUAACUACAAAGAAGAUACCUUGGUCAAAGAUCAUGAAAUCAGUACCAACUUGGUCAACUUGGAUAUCUCAUAUUGGUAUUGUAUGGACUAUAAGAUUGUCAACUACAGAAUUCCCGACAUAUAUCAACAGAGUCCUUGGAUUUGAUGUCUCGUCUGCGGGCAUAUUCAUGGCGAUCACUUAUUUGGUAGCAUAUUUAUUCACAUUCAUUGUCAGUACUUCCUCACAAUAUGUGAUCAAUAAUCAUUAUCUGAGUACGGGUAUUUGCAGAAAGAUAUGCAAUGGUCUCGCCGCCUAUGGAUCUUCAUUUUUCUUGGUUCUACUGGCUGUUUUCCAUCUGAACAGAUACUUAGCUUUAGCGUGUAUUUUCUUCGAAAUGAUCUGCUUAAACGCCAGUUUCUCCGGUUACAACAUCAACUACAAUGAUCUCAGCCCCAACUUCUCAGGAUGUCUAUUUGGUGUAGGAGGUAUAAGCUCGACUAUAGUCUCAUUCGUUCCUUUGCUGAUUGUUCAGUUUAUGGUGACAAAUCAGGCAAGUGCUACGCAGUGGGGAUAUGCUUUCCUCAUAUCAGCGUUUGUGGCUUCUGUAGGAACCAUCUUCUUCAUGCUGAGAGCAUCUGGUGAAGUUCAAGAUUACGAUGAUUUAGACGAUAAGGAAGAUGAGGAGUCGAGAGUUUUGCUGGAGAAAAAACAACAGAACUAAUCUAGUCAGUACUCAAAAACUGAGUAUUUAUUUGAAAUAAUACAUUUUUCAAUAAUGUACCUGCUUUAAUAAAUCUUAAUGAUUUCAUUUAAA